AUGAUCCAACUUUUACUUUCAUUAAUAAUUUUCAAUUCACUCACUUUUGCUGCUCCAAUAAUAACUCAAACUGUAAUUGUCACAGCUCCAAUCAAAAUUGUUACUAUUACAAUAGGUCAAACUGAGGUUUUAGAUGCUACUACUAUAAAUUCUAAACCAAUAGAGACAAAUACUGCAACUCACACUUUACAAUUUGCAACAGAAUCAACAUCAUCAAUUUUUAAUCAAGAAUCUUCAAGUUCAUAUAUAUCCCAAAUCCCUAGUUCAUUAUCACAAAUUAGCUCAACACCUACUACAACCUUAAGUCCAAGUUCAUUCAUUACUUCAACUACAACAGAUACAUCUACAUCAUCAGAAUCAUUUCCACAACCAUCCGUUAGUACCAUCAACCAAAUAUCAAAUUCUAAUCCAAUUCUUUCAAAAGCUGUCUCCUCAACUCCUCAAUCUGGGUAUGCUUAUAUGUCUACAAUAAACAAAAUUUGGCAAAGAUUUUGGCAAAAAGGUAACUGGAAUCAAAAUGAUGGUAUUUGUGAAGGAACAUCAUUUGUCACUCCACCAGUUUGGAGUUUAGCAGUAUUAGGUAAAGCUAUCACAAAUACUGGUGAUUCAAGUGGUACUAAUACCAUUAUAUCGAGUAUAUUAAAAUAUUUUGAUGAAUCAACAGGUGCAUUUUUUGAUUAUCCAAAUUCUGGUAAAAUUUAUACUGAUGAUAAUGCUCAAUUAAUGUGGGUUUUCACUGAUGCUUAUAAAAUCACUAAUAAUCAAGAAUAUUUGAAAUAUGCUGAGAACAUAUUAAAUUAUUUGAGAACACAGAAUUUCAACAAUAAAGGUGGUAUACUUUGGACAACCAAUGGUAAUUAUAUUGCCUCAAUAUCAACAGUUGAAACUGCUCUAGCUGCUAUUAGAUUGUAUGAAGUCAAUGGUGACGAAUCUUUAAUUGAUACAGCUAGGGAAUGUAUGGAUUUCAUGUUUGACUAUUUUCAAGAUCCCAAUGAUAAAUUAUUUUAUGAUGGUUUGGAUAAGACUGCUUUUGAUUCAGUAAAUAAAGGAAAAUUAACAUAUACAGUUGGAUGUGCUAUUAGCACAUUAUCAAAAUUGUACCAUUUAAAGAAUGACAAUGAAGCUUUAUCAAGGGCAAUAGAAUUAGCUAAUGCUGCAACAAAAAUUGAUGGUGCUUUUUAUACUGUUGAAAAAGUUUGGAAUAAUAGUUUGAAAUAUUCACAUCUGUUAUUUGCAGGAUUUGGUGAUGCUUUUAAAUCUAGUUCAGAAUUUGACCAAUUCAAACCAGAAGUUAUAAGACAAGCAAAUUAUAUAUAUGAAUUUUUGAAUGAUCCUCAUGAUCAAAAUCUUUACUUUGAUGCUGCCAAUGAUGGAACCACAACUGUAUAUAAUAAAUAUGCCCUGGUUUUUGGGGUUAGCUCAGACUAUACACCAAGCAAUAGUAUUUUUUGCAAUAAUAAUUCAGGUGGACCUACAAGUAAAGAUUUUUUGAUCAAUGCAAGUGCAGCUCAAAUUUUAUAUCAUUUGGCUAAUUAUUAG
Molecule: messenger RNA, 1539 nt
Organism: Lodderomyces pseudojiufengensis
Lineage: Eukaryota; Fungi; Ascomycota; Pichiomycetes; Serinales; Debaryomycetaceae
Gene: FAV3
Product: Fav3p
Exons: 1
Coding region: 1-1539 (512 amino acids)
Biological process (GO): carbohydrate metabolic process
Source: RefSeq, a predicted model, not a curated record